GUCAUCUGCCACAACAAAACAUUCAGCUGACUGCCAAUCCGCGGACAGGCUGUUGUAGUAAUUACACGAGGGUCUUCAGACAGGGACGAAAUAUUUACAUUUAAACACGAAACUUCAAUUCGAUCAAGAACCUGCCUGAGUAACGCACUGACCCGGACUAAAGGCAGUGUAGGGUGAAGUCGGGGAGACAGAUAGGAAAAAAACAAAGAUGGCUGUGUAGCCAAAGAGACGGGUCCCAACACAAGUGUCUCCGUUUAAUCACCGACAGCCAAAGGUUGUUGGUCCCGGAGACCCAGGCAGCCAGGACCGGAGCAGGGGCGUAGGUGAGCAGCGGAGCUGGGCCGUGGAUGCACGUCUUUGUAAUCUGCUGUCAUUGCGAAUAACGGCGUCGAGGCACAUCAAGCCGAGUUGUUUUUGUUCUGCAAAGGGGAGGACUGCUCUGUUUGUCAACGCAGCUAGCCACAUAGUCUGCUAGCCGCACUUUGCGACAGGUCCGUCACAGACUUUUAGACAGUAUUCGCCAUGUCGUCGCUGGAGGAGAGAGAUGUGGGUGUUGUGGCCGCCCCUAGCUCCUCCUCAGCCGGACUGGGGGUCGUGGGGGCAGCGGUGGAGGCCGUAGCCGGGGUGGCAGCCAUGCAGGAAGAGAUCGGAUCUAGGAGAGAGGGGCCCGAGCCUGACCCUGACGAGCCGCCCAAGAAGAAGGCCAAAGCGCCCGAAGGAGAGGCAGGGAAGCUGGAGGAGAGACUGUACUCAGUGCUAUGCUGCACCGUGUGCCUAGAUUUGCCCAAGGCCUCUGUUUACCAGUGCACAAAUGGGCACCUGAUGUGUGCAGGCUGUUUCAUUCACCUUUUGGCAGAUUCUCGUCUAAAGGAAGAACAGGCCACCUGUCCCAACUGCCGGUGUGAGAUCAGCAAGAACCUGUGCUGCAGGAACUUGGCUGUGGAGAAAGCUGUCAGUGAGCUGCCGACAGAAUGCACCUUCUGCCUCAAACAAUUCCCCCGCUCCAGUUUAGAAAGGCACCAGAAGGAGGAGUGUCAAGACAGGGUGACACAGUGCAAGUACAAGAGGAUUGGCUGCCCUUGGCAAGGUCCUUUUCAUGAGUUGCCAGCACACGAGAGUGAGUGCUCCCAUCCCACUAAGACUGGAACAGAGCUCAUGGGAAUCCUGGGAGAAAUGGACCAGAACCACCGCAGAGACAUGCAGCUAUACAACAGCAUCUUCAGCCUGCUGUGCUAUGAGAAAAUUGGGUUUACAGAGGUACAAUUCAGGCCGUACCGCACAGAUGACUUCAUCACUCGCCUAUAUUAUGAAACGCCACGCUUCACUGUCCUCAACCAGACCUGGGUACUGAAGGCCCGCGUCAAUGACUCUGAGCGUAACCCCAACCUGUCCUGCAAGCGCACGCUCUCUUUCCAGCUUAUCCUCAAAAGCAAGGUGAACUCUGCCCUGGAGUGCUCCUUCUUGUUGCUGAAGGGUCCUUAUGAUGAUGUGCGGAUCAAACCUGUCAUUCACCACCACUGUUUCAGCAAUGACGCCAAUGAGACAGAAUACGUCCUCCUGCCCAUCUCCGACUCAGUGGAGUGCAACAAACUGCUGGCAGCCAAAAACAUAAACUUGCGCCUCUUCAUCUUCCAAGUCCAAAAAUAAAUGUGUGAUUGAAGAAAAGAAGUAGGAGGAGGAAGAUUUGUUUAAGGCAACAAGGAAAGUGUUGAAAAGGAUAGAAAGAUGCCACUGAACCACUUAAUACCUCUUAACACCUACAUAAAUACACGCAUUGUACACACGCUUUCAUAUCUACAAAUGCACACCACUAAUUUACACUUACCUCUUUGGUAGUGAGACCCCAUGCUUUUGGGGGAGCUGUGAUGAUAUGCUACAGAGAUGACUGGGCAUUGAUAUGAGUGAUGUGGGUCAAAAUAUAACAAUAUAAGGCUCAGGUGAGGGGCUCUUUGGGGCAAGAGAAUGAUGUUUUUUUCCUGGGGUUGUUGAUGGUUGGUGUGCACCUGUUUGAAACCACAGCCAAAGGUAGCACUCGCCGACCAAAGCAGGAUUUUUGCCUUGUGCACAUGCCUCUCAUAUGUGACACUGAAACAAAAAACUCUGCUUAUGUUCAGAUGUCCCAAAGACGAUGGUGAAAAACUGGAGUGAUCAAGCUGUGUUUUGGACAUGUGAAUGUACUGUGUGUCUGUGUCCUUUUGCUUUUUCACUCAAAUCACUUCCCUGUUUUUAAAACCACCUCUUACUCUGUUGUUGCCAAAGCGUCCCAAAUCAGACUUUGUCAAAACAGAUCUUGCCCUGUCUCAACUCACCCUCGACUUCAUUUUCGAGAGGAGAGAUAGCCUGGAUGCUUCCAUAUUUAAUUUUUUUAUUUCUUUUUAGCUAUGGUUUUAUUUAACCUCUACACUAAUGCUGUUUUAUUUCACUAAACCCUUUGUAUUUAAGUACCUGUGAAGAUUGUUUCCUUUUAGUUUGGUUUUUAACGUGUGGCUUGCAGACUGUUUGUGUGAGAAAAAAAAAAAAGAUCUUUACUGUGAGAUUUUCAUUUGGAACAGUACAAUCCCUCAGUUUAGGGAGCUAACAACAUAAAAACUGUGACCAUGGUAUCCACUGGCCAGCACAGUGGCCCUCUGGACUCAAAAGCAUUUUUUUGUAGAAGAUCUGGUGUGCAUGUCUGUGUGUAUGGCAGAUAUGGUGGGUAAAGAUUAUAGUGUUAGAUUUACUUGAACAAGAAAAAGAAGUUGUUACUUAAAUAGAUGAUACUGUAAUGCAGACUGAUCUCUCUCCUCCUGACCUCUUCUUUUACUUCUGUGUUUUAAUGCUUUGUCUCUAUGCCAGUGGACUCACUCAUCUCACUAUGGCUGUACAUGUGCCUUUUAUUAAAGAUCAUGGAACCUGCA
Boleophthalmus pectinirostris (great blue-spotted mudskipper) is the source of this 2897-nucleotide messenger RNA. RefSeq names its product zinc finger TRAF-type containing 1 (gene zftraf1). The coding region runs from base 523 to 1647 and encodes 374 amino acids. Gene Ontology annotation, cellular component: nucleus. Gene Ontology annotation, molecular function: zinc ion binding. The record is from RefSeq and is a predicted model, not a curated record. Lineage: Eukaryota; Metazoa; Chordata; Actinopteri; Gobiiformes; Gobiidae. The transcript is spliced from 7 exons.